Messenger RNA from Drosophila ananassae, 2701 nucleotides. RefSeq names its product probable citrate synthase, mitochondrial (gene kdn). Gene Ontology annotation, cellular component: mitochondrial matrix. The coding region runs from base 107 to 1684 and encodes 525 amino acids. Gene Ontology annotation, biological process: citrate metabolic process; tricarboxylic acid cycle; carbohydrate metabolic process. The transcript is spliced from 3 exons. NCBI's taxonomy places the organism in Eukaryota, Metazoa, Arthropoda, Insecta, Diptera, Drosophilidae. The record is from RefSeq and is a predicted model, not a curated record.
GUUUAUCAUUUUCGAAACGAAUCUCACUUCAUUAUUAUUUUUAUUUUAAUAAGUGCACACACGCCAAAAAAUUCGGUUGGUAAAUAUUUCUUCGACACUCAUCAAUAUGCAUCUAUUUCGCUAUAUAAAUGCCUGUUCGAGCGCUCAAUUCCAAUGCCGUACGUUGGCCAAAAAGUCCAUCUGGGACUCGACGCCAUUCGGACUCCACCGUUUGCGCUCCAAGCAGGACGAGCCGGUGGCUGCCGAAGGAAAUCAGAGGCAAGAUCCCAUCCCGUCAGUCGAAUCCAAACCCCAAGCAGCUAAACCGGAGGCCCAAGAAGUGAAAAUCGAAAGGAAACUGCCGAAUGUGGGAGCCUACGUCCGGUUGAUCGCCGCCGAUGGACGCAGCCUGCGCGACGUCCUGGCCGCCAAGGUGCCCCAGGAGCAGGAGCGCGUGAAGAACUUCCGCAAGCAGCAUGGCGCCACCAAGAUGGGCGAGACCACCAUCGACAUGAUGUAUGGCGGUAUGCGCGGCAUUAAGGCCCUGGUAACGGAGACAUCUGUGCUGGAUGCCGAUGAGGGUAUCCGUUUCCGUGGCCUCUCCAUUCCCGAGUGCCAGAAGGUUCUGCCAGCUGCCGAUGGCGGUUCGGAGCCCCUGCCCGAGGGUCUAUUCUGGCUGCUGUUGACCGGUGAGGUGCCAACCAAGUCCCAAGUUCAGCAGCUGUCCCGCGAAUGGGCCGAACGCGCCGCCCUGCCCCAGCAUGUGGUGACCAUGCUGAACAACAUGCCCACCACCCUCCAUCCCAUGUCGCAGUUCGCUGCCGCCAUCACGGCUCUGAAUCACGACAGCAAGUUCGCCAAGGCCUACUCCGAUGGUGUCCACAAGAGCAAGUACUGGGAAUACGUUUAUGAGGACAGCAUGGAUCUGAUUGCCAAGCUGCCCGUGGUGGCUGCCACCAUCUACUGCAACACCUAUCGCGGCGGCAAGGGCUCCCGUUCGAUUGACUCUAGCCUGGAUUGGUCCGCCAACUUUGUGAAGAUGCUAGGCUACGAUAAUGCCCAGUUCACCGAACUGAUGCGUCUCUAUCUGACCAUCCACAGUGAUCACGAGGGCGGCAAUGUCUCUGCCCAUACCGUUCACUUGGUGGGUUCGGCACUCAGCGAUCCCUAUCUGUCGUUUGCCGCCGGCAUGAACGGUCUGGCCGGUCCCCUGCACGGUCUGGCCAACCAGGAGGUGCUCGUCUGGUUGCGCAAGCUCCAGAAGGAGGCCGGCAACAAUCCCUCGGAGGAGCAGCUCAAGGAUUACAUCUGGAAGACCCUCAAGUCCGGACAGGUCGUUCCCGGAUAUGGUCAUGCUGUGCUCCGUAAGACCGAUCCCCGAUACACCUGCCAGCGCGAGUUCGCCCUGAAGCACCUGCCCGAAGACGAGCUGUUCCAGCUGGUGUCGAAGAUCUACAAGGUGGUGCCACCAAUCCUAACCGAGACCGGCAAGGUGAAGAACCCCUGGCCCAAUGUAGAUGCCCAUUCCGGUGUCCUGCUGCAGUACUACGGCAUGAAGGAGAUGAACUACUACACCGUUCUCUUCGGUGUUUCCCGUGCCCUUGGUGUCUUGGCCUCCCUGGUGUGGGAUCGUGCCCUGGGCCUGCCCAUCGAGCGCCCCAAGUCGUUCUCCACCGAUCUGCUGGUCAAGAUGGUUCAGAAGUAAACGAGUCCCCAUACCCCCCACCCUAUGGGAUUCGUCAAGGGCAUCAGCUGGUGGUCGAAGAAGAACAAGAAGAAGGAUGCAACAGAAGGACGAGGCGAAGGCUAAGAAGACGGGGCAGCAGUAGAUUGUAAUAGACGAGAGAAGAAAGAGAGAGGAUAGCGAGGGAGAAUAAGGAAGAGAGGAUAGGGUCAGAUAUCGAUAUGACGAAGUUGAUAUUGAAAGUUGGAUAUAUACAAAUAUAUAUAUACAAAUAUAUAUAUAAAGAAGAGUUGAGGAGAACAGCAACCAAAUACGAACCAAUAGGAAAAACAGAAACCAGAAGAAAACUGCAAACUGCAAACUGCAAAAUGCAAAACAAUAAGUUGGAAAUAAGGCAGAAACUUAUUUUUAGUAGUAAAAUAACUAACGAAAAUGAUACGAGAAACCACUUAAUUAAUUGUAUAAGCUAUAUAUAUGUACUAUAUAUAGGGACAAGCAGAGAUGCGAGAAUGUUUGCGCCUAUUUUUUAUGUUCAGCAUUUUCUUCCUCCACAGACCUACUACCCACCACCAACAACCACCCAUCGCCAAUCUCCCAUCCCUAAUCCCUAGUCCCCAUCCUUAACCCCACUCUCUAUAUAUUUUGUUUAUGCUUCUAUCAGCUUUGCUGACCAAUCGACUAACUAACCACCACCUCCCCCAUUCGACCCACCACCCCCCGCCCGAAAACACCUAAAAACAAUUACUAACUUGAUAACAUUUUACUUUUAAUUUAACUAUAAUUUAUUAUGCAAACAAAAGAUAAAAACGAGAGGAAUACAAUAUAAAAACAAGUGUAAAGAAACCAACAAAAACAUCUAAAACAAACACGAAAAAAAACUCAAUAAAAAAACAGAACAAUAAAUAAUAUAAAUGCUAGAAAUUAGUUAUUGCCAACUUCACCAGUGGAAGCUGCAAAAUGCAAAAAGUUCGUUCAUUGCCGUGCAAGUGUAUUCGAAAAAGCAAAUCCACAAUAAACCUUAGCAAACUUUCAAAUGAG